AUGUCGGCCUUCGCCUCCCAGCUGUUGGCAACCCCGCAGUAUUUGCAGCAAGAGCUGUGGAGAUGUGCUCUCUCGUAUUGUGACUCCCAGGAGGACUCAGACAACGAUUGCAUCAGACUGUUUUGUGGGGACCGCCUUCCUCCCGACAUUGCAAGCGAAUUCGUGGAAGUCGACUCAACACAUGGCUUCUGGGAAUGUACGAGCUCGUCUCCUGACGCAGUCAAGUUCUUUCAGGAGACCUCAGCUUUGCGACUCGUCGGCCGAUUGCGUCGCGGCGGUGCGGCAGAGGCCGAGCUGGAGCUGGCUUUCCGUGGCACCGACCGUAUUGCGAACUGGCUCACGAACUUCACCACGUCGCUGGUGCCUUGCGAAGUUGGCAGCCAGGCUGGCAUGGUCCACCAAGGCUUCCAGAAAGCUUAUCUUAGUCUUCGACCUGUGCUGCUGGACAAGAUCCGCGACUGCUUGAAAGAACAUGGGCUGACCCAACGAGCUUCCCUCCAUAUGCGCGUCACGGGGCACAGUCUCGGUGGUGCGCUGGCCAUGCUGUGUGCCUACGACUUUGUGCACAACUACGGUUGGGAAGCUUGGUGUGUGACCUGGGGGAGCCCGCGUUUGGGCGAUGCAGCUUUCGCGGCAGCCUUUCAGAGGCUAGUUCCACGCAUGGCGCGAUUCAUAAACAAGAUGGACGUGGUGGCCUGCUUGCCUGCCAACCCCAAAGACCCGAACGACAACAAUAGAAAGGUGAGCACCGUUCUAUCCACUGCCUUCUCACCGCUGCAAAAGGCCAUGCAGGCUCAUGAUUACAGGCAUGUCUGCACCGCGGUCAUACUGGACCCCACCACAAGCAAGUCGCUCCACAUGAUGAUUGCUGGGAUGGAGGUGGCAGCGCUUGGACGCGAGGGACAGUCCGGAAGCGUAGCCGAGCAUGUUGCCCGACCUCACUUCAUCCCCUGCUAUGCGGAACAUCUGGCCGCGGCGCUCGCUGCGCAAGCAGCUGCAUUCGAGGCGCAGUCUGAAAAUGCUUGGGCCACUCUCCCAUCUGUUGGAACCUGGCUCAACCCACUGCCCUGGGAGGCCAACGAGGUUGCAGAAAACGGCGGAGGCAAGUCAGAGAGCACCGCCUUUGACACCCGCGAGUUUCUCAACUACGGCUCAUCCUUGCUCUCGGACUUUCGUGGAAGGGGACCUCGAGUGCUGGUCGACCUUCAUGACAAGCUAGGCAGCUACACGAAGAAACAGCUGGAAGCGAUGGGAGUUGAAUCGAACAAAAUCGCGAAAGUACCACUGGAAACUGUCUUGAGAUCCGGCCCGGAACUGCUUAACACGGAAGCCGGCCAAGCUCUACUGAGGCAGGGCCAGGAGCAACUGCUCACUAUGCUCCCCAUGCUGACUUUGGCUGCACAGAAAGACGGCCAGUCGCAAGCCUCCAAGCAGAUCUUGAUGCAGAUGGAAAGGAACGGUGUCGCUUCAAAGCUGCUCGCCUGGAGCCGGGAGAAGGUUCGGGAUGCGGAGACCGAUCCGGAAUUGCUGCGAAACUGCCUGGCUUCCUUCAACAUCUCGAACUUGGCGGACAUCAGUUCGCAAAUCUACAGCGCAAACGCGGCUCGCCUUCGAAAAGCGAAGGAACAGUGCAUCCAGCUGCUCUACAGCGAGGCGGCUCGGGAAAAGCUGCGAGCUGCGGGCAUCCAUGUGGACGAUGACGAGGAUGUUGACUUAGAGCAGGUGCUUUCCCAAGGGCAAGACCUGCUGAAGACGGAGGAAGGUCGCGAAGUGCUUCGCACGGCGCAGGCGCAGGCCUUGAGUUUGCUGGCCAUGCUGAAUGCUAAAGCAAACGGCACAGGACUUGAUGCUCAGGCCGCCGAGUUGUUGAGGCAAUUGCAGAAGUCCCGCAAGGGUGCUGCAUUGAUCUCCUGGGGCCAAAGGACUUUGGACACGGCGCACCAGGACCCAGAGACACUUCAAGGUCUUCUCACCUCCUUGGACCUCUCCAAGGCGGGCGACUGGACUGGCCGAUGCCGUGAGUUGCUCACCAGUGGAGCAGCGGGCCUAGGCCUCGUCUGGGUGGAUGGGAAUUUGAAGCUGGACACUUUGAUUGAGAAGGGGCAGAAGUAUAUGCACACGGACUCCGGAACAAAGUUCCUGCGAGAAGCGCAGAAGAAGGCACUCCUUUUCCUUCCUCGCCUGGAGUCUGAGUCGGGUUUGCUCCAACAUGCCAACAAGCACAUCCAGAAGCUGGAGAGCUCCGACAGUACAAGGAGCCGGCAGCUGCUGGAGCAGGGCCGGACUCUUCUGGCCUCUGCAGAGGAGGACCCAGACGCGCUGAAGAAAUGGCUUGCAACCAUAGAGGCAUCUCAAGCUCAAGAGUGGCAGCAGUGGGGCAGCCAAGUGGUUGCCAACGAAGCUGGCCAGCGUGAUGCCUUUCUUAAGACGGUGACAGACACCUGUCUGGAGUUUCUAUCGGAGCAGCUCAAGGUCAUCAAGGUGCCCAAGAUCGAAAGCGACUCUGAUGCGUCAGAUUACGAGUACUCCAUCGACAACAUUGAUCUGUCUUCCUGUGCCGUUGACAAGGAUGGGUUUCGAAUCGAGCUGAAGCCACCAGGCACGCGAAGCAACGACUCCGUCGAGAACGUACCUGAACAGGAAGGGUUUGGAGAUGCACAAAGUGGCACCCUGCAUCCGGCAGAAGGAGAGAGCGCCCCUUCCUUGAUGAGCACGGGUGAAAUUCUCCGCGUGACUGCGCGGGACAUGAAGGUUCAUAUUCCGGAGAUGAAGUGGAAGUAUGCGCAGAAGAAAUUCCCAUACUUCAAUGGUCAUGGUGCUGCGGCAACUACAGCACACGGCGCUCAAGUAAUUCUGGCGUUCGAACUCCGCUCCGCCAAGGUGAAUGGUGAGCUGGUGCCACGUCUGGCACUUGCAUUCAGUCAGGUCGUUAUCGACAAGCUGGACCUUCGCUUUCAGGAAUCGUCAUUUAGCUGGCUGUACAACACGCUCGGCUACUAUUUCCAAGACGCAGUACGAGACUAUGUAGUUCAAAGCCUUGGGGCCGCAGUGAACGCAAACAUUGCCUCGCUGCUGGAGCCGCUGAACCGGUAUCUGCACCCCUACUGGCCUUUGGUGCUCUCCACGGUCGCCAUCCCACUUCCGGAGCUACCCCAGUGUGGCACAGAGGAGUAUGUUGUGGAGCUGGGCCUGGAGACGGAGGAGCCGAUUGGCUGCGACUUUGUGGACGCGGAAGAUGGGCUGGUGCUUCUAGCAUUGGAGGAAGGAGGCCCGCUCGAGCGGUGGAACGAAACGGCGACGGAGCAGCGCAAGGUUUGUAUCAAUGACCUCCUCAUCGAAGUGGACGGCUUACGCAAGCAGGACAUUCCCGAUGCGCUUGACAGACGACCUCUCCACGAGCUGGUCUUCCGCCGAAUGCCCCAGCAGCAGGAGUUGCCACAUCCCGACGACACGGGGAUUGAGUCGCUUGAUGAUUUUCUGGGCUCGCAAAUGCCCACCGUUAUGUAG
Messenger RNA from Symbiodinium sp. CCMP2456, 3507 nucleotides. The record is from the annotation of a GenBank genome assembly. NCBI's taxonomy places the organism in Eukaryota, Dinophyceae, Suessiales, Symbiodiniaceae.